Messenger RNA from Megalobrama amblycephala (Wuchang bream), 2000 nucleotides. It is a transcript of the gene rnf152, whose product is annotated as ring finger protein 152. Gene Ontology annotation, molecular function: ubiquitin protein ligase activity. NCBI's taxonomy places the organism in Eukaryota, Metazoa, Chordata, Actinopteri, Cypriniformes, Xenocyprididae. Bases 784 to 1431 code for a protein of 215 amino acids. Gene Ontology annotation, cellular component: lysosome. Gene Ontology annotation, biological process: positive regulation of autophagy; negative regulation of TORC1 signaling; protein polyubiquitination. The record is from RefSeq and is a predicted model, not a curated record. The transcript has 4 exons.
AGUGACAUUUUUCAUUUUUUGCUUUGCCCCCUUUCUGACAAAUCCCCUGAUUCAGCUGCAUCCAUCAGGUUGAUGCUUCGCUCUAGCGUGCAGCUGACAGUUUGUUAUCUGCUUGUUUCAUUGUCUUAGUUUUUGAGACAUCGGACCCUCAGCAAAGCUUCUAUCAUGGGGUUCUAAUUUUUUAAAGCUGAAAUCAAAGGUUUCACAUUUGAUAGUAUAACUUGAGGUGCAUCUAGUGUAUUGUAUUUCAUUAUGCACUUGACCCUCCUAUUGUUUUAAAGUAAACUAAAAUUUAACUAAAUUAAACUAAUAUUUCCGUGACAGGUGAAAGCAAGCUUGUUCAGCAUAAAAUCAGAGUUUAAUGCGAGUACAAAAGUGAUAACUAUGAGGAAAUGUUCUCAAGGUUACACCUUCACAAGUAUUUCAUAUGAUUUGGUAAAUUUGCCCACAGGACAUUUAAUAGAUUGGCACAUUUUCUCCCCUGUGUGUGCCAAACCAGAAUUGCUGAAGGAAAUUAUGCAAUGUGAAAUUGAGCUGGAGUGGUUUUCAAGAGUUAUUUCAUCUUUAGAUGGGGAAGGAUAUUCCUUUGGACUGCCUUUAUUUCCAGCUGUGCUCAUUGACUGAUUUGAACCCCUGGUUGGAUCUGCGCUAAACUCAUGGCAGAGCCAGACGUGGAUUAAAGCACUGACGGCCUGAUCAACACCGAGUGGUUGACAAAGAAGUGCACUGGUGAUACAAAUCGGCAAGGAUACUGUCAUUGAAGCAACUAAGUAGAUUUGUUGUAUGUGCAACAGCCACGUUUUAUUGUCAAUGGAGACCUUGUCCCAGAGCUCCAGGCUUGAGUGCCAAAUCUGUUUCAACUACUUCAGCCAACGGCGCCGUCCCAAACUCCUGCACUGCCAACAUACCUGCUGCUCCGUAUGUCUGAGCCAGAUGAGGCUCAGCCAGAGAGAGAUCCGCUGUCCUUGGUGUCGUUACGUGACACAGAUCCCCAGCGGGCUUUCGGUCUCAUAUCUUCCCGAUGACCCGGAAGUACUCUCUAUUAUCAGUCUUUCUCACUCCUCUGAACACACCCCCAUCUUUAUACACUUACCUAACAAUGGUUGCUACCUGCUGCCCGUCCCUAUGGACGCAGACGGGGCGCUGCUGCCUGGACAACCGGCAUGCCGGUUUGGCCCUAAAAGCGUUGGGGUGGUAAACGUCUCUGAUGGGCAGAGCCUCGUGUUGGGAGAUGACAUGGGUGAGGAGGGGAUGGAGGAGGUUUACUGUAGUCAGCCGGAUCCAUGCCGUAUACAGAUCAGAUGGAGGACCUGCGGCUACCAACACAUCCCUGAAGGGUCAGCAGAGAUUGUCUCAACUAGACACAAGGCCUCAUCGACACGGCAGCCAGUGGUACAGAUCCUCAAAAAACCCGUCUCCAUACCGGCGUGAUGAAUCCGAUCUUCAACCAGAUGAAACUGGAUUAAAUAUUUUGACUGUCCCAAUCCCAGUCUGACUUCUGACCUGCAAUGCUAAUCAUAAUCAUGCACUGUUCAAUUGUCAUUGUAUGCAAACUGAACUUAGCUGAAUGAUGACAUCACUGUGUUCUCCAGAGCUGCUGUAUAAAUAAAUGAACUAAAUUAAUAACUAUCGAUUUUUACAACAGAAUGAUUCAAUACUGAAUUUAAGAUAAACAAUGACACAGUUGGAAAACUGGAGUUACUGAUUUAAACAGAAACAUGGCACAAACAAAACAACAGACUUCUUUUUAACAAGAUUACUCCGGAGGGCUAUAGGCUGUUUGAUCUCCUAUGACUCACUCGUAGAGGUGGGGGGAUCAUUAUCGGCAAUUUAACAUCAGCACUCUGUUAGGCUACCCCCUUUCCACUAGCACGAACCAGGUGCUAGUUCAGAGCUAGUGCUAGUGCCAGUUCGGAGUUGGUUCAACUGACGAGCCUUCUAAGAACCAAUUUCAAAGACUAUAGAAUAACACAAGACGUGUCACUCGUAUUGUUUUGAAU